AUCACAUGUCCAUAAUUAAGAUUAGAUCUAGUACGCAAACGCAUUACGCAUCCAUGUUGUAUAUAUAUAUAUAAGAACUGGAGAGGGAGAGACUAACCGAGAAGAAUGAUUUUGAUAUUCAGAAUGGGCAUGAACAUGAUCCAUUUCUUCUUCCUCCUUUCACUCUUAUCUGCAUCAUUAGCAUCUGAGCCUCCAAAAGCCCACAGGCAGACCUUUAUCCUUCCCAUUGAGAAAGACCGAGGAAGCGGUCAAUACUCAACUUCCAUCGACAUGGGGACGCCUCCAGUCACCUUAGAUCUAGCCAUUGACAUAAGAGAAGGUUUGGUAUGGUUCGAGUGUGGCAGCGACUACAACUCAUCAUCCUACAACCCCAUCCGCUGCGGCACAAACAAAUGCAAGCUAGCCAAGGGCACCGACUGCGUCACGUGCACCAACCACCCUCUGAAGACGGGCUGCACCAACAACACGUGCGGCGUCCAACCAUACAACCCCUUCGCCCACUUCUUCGUCAGCGGAGACCUGGGUCAAGACAUAUUGUCCUCCUCCUCCACGCACUCAUCCAACGCUGCAAGAGCACCUUCCACUUUACACGUCCCACGCUUCAUUUCUUCCUGCGUCUACCCCGAUAAGUUCGGGAUCGAUGGCUUUCUUCGAGGCCUGGCCCAUGGAAACAAAGGAGUCCUGGGCCUUGCCAAAACCGCCAUUUCGCUACCCGCGCAACUCGCUUCCAAAUUCAACCUUGAACGUAAGUUUGCGCUUUGUUUGCCUUCCUCUUCCAAGUAUAACAAACUCGGGGAUCUCAUUGUUGGUGGUGGCCCUUACUAUUUGCCGCCUCACCAUGCUUCCAACUUUCUUUCCUACACUCCUUUCGUUGUCAACCCACACAGCACAGGCCCAAUAUUUGAUCAUGGGCCUUCCACUGAGUACUUUAUUGACGUGAAGUCAAUCAGCGUUGACAACAAGGUAGUCAACGUCAACACCUCCCUUCUGGCCAUUGACAAAAACGGAAACGGGGGCACCAAACUUAGUACGGUGACUCCUUUCACGAAAUUCCAGAGUUUACUAUACGCGCCAGUGGUGAAUGAUUUUGUGAAGGGAGCGUUGGCUAGGAGAAUAAAGAGAGUGGCUGCGGUGGCACCCUUUGGGGCGUGUUUCGAUGCGACAAGCGUUCGCAAGAGCAGGAGUGGACCCUCCGUGCCAACCAUUGAUCUGGUACUGAAGGGGGGAGUUAGAUGGAGAAUUUAUGGUGCGAAUUCAAUGGUGGCCGUGAAUAAAAAAGUGUUGUGCCUUGGAUUUGUGGAUGGAGGUUUGGAGCCAGAGAGUCCCAUUGCAACUUCCAUUGUGAUUGGUGGCCAUCAGAUGGAGGAUAAUCUUUUGGAGUUUGAUCUAGAUUCCUCAAAAUUUGGUUUUAGUUCCUCCCUCUUACUCCGCAACGUUAGUUGUUCCCAUUUCAGACUUGUUUGACUUUUCACUCUUCGCUCCUUUCCCAACCUUUGGUUAAUUUCGUCAUCAAUAAACUCUAUUUCCCAUCCUAAUCCUGUGGAAUACAUGCUCAUUUCACUAGUUUGUUCGGAUAAACCUAACUUAAUAAAUUUGUUGCGUAUAAAAACUCAUUUCACUUCGUAUUUUUUAUCCAAUGUAAAAG
This is a messenger RNA of Cajanus cajan (pigeon pea), 1645 nucleotides long. RefSeq names its product putative aspartic proteinase GIP2. Lineage: Eukaryota; Viridiplantae; Streptophyta; Magnoliopsida; Fabales; Fabaceae. Gene Ontology annotation, molecular function: aspartic-type endopeptidase activity. Gene Ontology annotation, biological process: proteolysis. The record is from RefSeq and is a predicted model, not a curated record.